AUGGGGAUGACGGACCGUCCUCGGCAGGACGGGAGGGCUGGGAACCUCUGGUUUGCCAACCCCGGGGGCAGCAACAGCAUGCCCAGCCGGACCCACAGCUCGGUGCAGAGGACGCGCUCGCUGCCGGUUCACACCUCCCCACAGACCAUGCUGAUGUUUCAGCAGCCAGGUAGGAAGCAGCUAUUUGCCUUUUGCUUAUUCAUAGCCUCGAGACGCGAGCAUACGUUACAUUAAAAUAGCUGUGCCGGUGAACCCCGCCGCAAGUGCUUCGCCUGAGCUGUCACAAUACAUUCCUGCACACUUAUAGCAAAGCUUUCUUUUUUUAAACUGUGCCUUGCAGGCGUGAGCAGUGCUGGGCUGGCUGCAAGCCAGACUAUGCAAGCUCAGUCUGUCGCAAUCUGACCAAGAUAUUUUUGACACUAGUCAGAUUACUAGAUUGAUUAAACUGGAGACAUCACUGGAGAGAUUUUGACCCUAUAUAUAACAUCUCAACUGUGCUAGUGCCUUACAUAGCUUCCUUCUGAGAGGCUUUAUAUUACACGGGGAACGCUGUAGCACUUCGAUCACCUUUUUUGUUUGUGCACGGCCUGGAGGACCCAGUGUGGAGGAAGUGGCUUCACACACUGGAGGGAAAUUCUUUUUAUAAUGCGU
Struthio camelus australis is the source of this 651-nucleotide messenger RNA. Lineage: Eukaryota; Metazoa; Chordata; Aves; Struthioniformes; Struthionidae. The record is from RefSeq and is a predicted model, not a curated record.